Molecule: messenger RNA, 606 nt
Organism: Tetrahymena thermophila SB210
Lineage: Eukaryota; Ciliophora; Oligohymenophorea; Hymenostomatida; Tetrahymenidae
Product: SNARE ykt6
Exons: 5
Biological process (GO): endoplasmic reticulum to Golgi vesicle-mediated transport
Cellular component (GO): Golgi apparatus
Molecular function (GO): SNAP receptor activity
Source: RefSeq, a predicted model, not a curated record
AUGAGAUUAAUUUCUAUGCAUGUUUUGAAAUGGGAUCCCGAAAAUCCAAUUUUUUUAUCCUCUGCUUAUGAAUUAGGAUUUAUUAGUUGGUAUUAGCGUCCAUUUUUCAAAGAAACUUUAAAUUUCGGUGUUAGAACUAUGACAGCUCGUGUUUAAAAAGGUGAUAGAACAGUUGUAUAAUUAGAUGAAGCUAAAGCUAUGGCAUAUGUUGUAGUAUCAAAUGAUAUAGCAGUAGUUAUAGUAUGUGAUGAAGAAUACCCAUAGAAGACUCCAUUUGUAAUAAUUAGAGAAGUUUUUUCUGAAUUUUUCAAAUUAUUCACUGCCUAGUAAAUUGGAGAUAUAAAAUCUGAUACAAAUCUUAAGUUUGAGAGACUUGAAGUAAUGGUCAAAGAAUAUUAAGAUUAUAAGAAAGCAGAUAAGUUAGCUCAACUUGAAAGCAACUUAAAAGAAGUCCAUGAAAUAACUCAUAAAAUAAUGGGAGAUUUACUGAGAAAGGGUGAAAAGCUAGAAGAAUUAAUGGCAAAAAGUAAAGAUAUGGGUAGUGUUAGUGUUGAUUUUUAUAAAAAAUCUAAAAAAUUAAAUUCACGUUGUUGUUCUUUGAUAUGA